Messenger RNA from Zingiber officinale, 424 nucleotides. RefSeq names its product early nodulin-93-like. The transcript has 4 exons. Lineage: Eukaryota; Viridiplantae; Streptophyta; Magnoliopsida; Zingiberales; Zingiberaceae. The record is from RefSeq and is a predicted model, not a curated record. The coding region runs from base 97 to 378 and encodes 93 amino acids.
CCCAUAAAUACCGACUCAUCGCCCCCAUCUCCAUCUCCCAAAACUCACUUCAACCUUCUUCUUCUUCCACUCUAGUAAACACAAUUCAAUCGACCGAUGGCUCCGGUCACUCUUGCGUCAAUAGAUCAGAAGCUGGCCAUGGCCAAGCGCUGCUCUCAUGAGGGGGUUGUUGCAGGCGCCAAGGCCGCCGCCGUCGCAGGCGUCGCUGCUGCCGUGCCCACCUUGGCCAGCGUUAGGAUGCUACCAUGGGCGAAGUACCACCUCAAUCCUACGGCACAAGCACUCAUCAUUUCCACAGCUGCUGGAUUGGCUUACUUCGUAGUCGCAGACAAGACGGUGCUGGCGCAAGCCAGGAAGAACUCCUUCAAGGAUGCUUGAUUAUGAGCAGGAAAGCUAUGGAUCUUCUGAAAGGAAAUCGGCAGGG